This is a messenger RNA of Caenorhabditis remanei, 1335 nucleotides long. RefSeq lists its product as uncharacterized. The coding region runs from base 1 to 1335 and encodes 444 amino acids. Gene Ontology annotation, molecular function: potassium ion leak channel activity. NCBI's taxonomy places the organism in Eukaryota, Metazoa, Nematoda, Chromadorea, Rhabditida, Rhabditidae. The record is from RefSeq and is a predicted model, not a curated record. The transcript is spliced from 6 exons. Gene Ontology annotation, cellular component: membrane. Gene Ontology annotation, biological process: stabilization of membrane potential; potassium ion transmembrane transport.
AUGUUCUGGAACCUGGUGGCUGUCAACUAUGAGCGAUACCAUCUUCACCAUCUGGCAAAGAUAGGUGUCCUCAUCGUGUACAGUUUCCUGGGUGCCGGUCUAUUCAUGCUCUGCGAGGCGGAGCACGAGAAAUCGACAAAAAACGAGGAGAACAUGCGGGUACUCCGGACGAGUAUCGCUGCAAAACAGGUCUUUGUGCACCGGUUGCAGGUAAUGUAUCAUAGUGCUGGUGGUGCCAACUCAUCAGAAUUCUCGGAGACAAAACUGAGAAGAGUGUUGUCGGAGUACGAUGCGGCGAUGGGGAUUACGAUAGAUAGCAAAAUGACGACGAGAUGGGAUAUUUGGGGAGGCUUGUACUAUGCGGGCACCAUUUAUACUACUAUUGGCUACGGAGACCUGGCCGCCGUCACUCUAUGGGGUCGUGUAUGUACCAUGUUGUAUGCAAUGAUUGGCAUCCCCAUAGUCAUCAAUAUCUUGAAUGAUUGGGGUAAUAUGCUGUUCUAUUUUGUGGAUCACUUUUGGCAAAACAUCGGCCGCCCGUGGGUUCAAAAGCUGCGGACGAAAUUGCGAUGGCGGCGAAAAGUGCAGAGUUUGGAGGAGGGCUCCAUCGACAAAACGCCUCUAAUGGAAACCUCGACUCCACCUCCCAACGCCGAUGGCACCCGACCCAUCCCCUUACUCCUCGUCAUCAUCGUUCUCUUUUUCUGGAUGACUCAAUGCGUCGCCUACUUUGCCUAUUUUGAGAAUUGGACCCUUUUCGAGUCCGUCUACUUCUUCUUCAUCUCCAUGACCACUAUUGGCUUUGGGGAUUUCACGCCGAACCAUUCCGUGGCAGUGGGUGGGAUUGUGUUUAUCUUAGGAGGACUUUCAGUGGUGUCGAUGUGUAUUAACGUGAUACAAAUGCAGUUGGAAUAUCUUUUUAAUCAAAUCGUUCAAAGGAUUGAGAACGACUUUAAGACAACACUAUCGGUGGCAGCCGAGGAGAGCCGCAAAAAGUCCAUCGGGGUGUCUGAACUCGGGUCCAUCGACCCUUCCAAGAAGAAAACCAUGCGCACCGAAGGAGAUGUCGCUACAAAAUACUCGGAGAACAUGGAGAUGGGCAAUAAGUUGUUGAUGCGGUUUAUGAGUAAUCAUCAAAAAAAGAUGCUAAACGAGAAAUUCGAUGAGCGCGCGAGAAUGAGGAACAGCGCUACUCAGACGACGUCCCAGAUCAAGGUGGCAAGUGUGCAGACCGCUGAUCGCUAUGAGCAGACUUGGGAGGAGGAUCCAGAGGAGACGGCGCCAAAGUCACGGAUAAAUACAAGAAGAUUGUAUAUUUAUAAUACAGGAGAAUGA